Messenger RNA from Oryza sativa Japonica Group (Japanese rice), 869 nucleotides. NCBI's taxonomy places the organism in Eukaryota, Viridiplantae, Streptophyta, Magnoliopsida, Poales, Poaceae. The record is from RefSeq and is a predicted model, not a curated record.
ACACCAACCCGCGAGUCCUUGAGUCCUUUCCGUUCCGAUUCCCCCGUAUAAAUCCCCGCGCCACCGUACCACGGGCUCCCGCAUCCAUCGUUCUCGCUCACUUCUCACAAACACAACAAAAAACAUCGUCGCAGACAAAAACAUCGUGCACGUUGGUUGCGUGUCAAUGGCGGCUCGUUGUCCGGUCGGUGUGGCCUCUGUGCUGCUGCUGAUCGUCUUGGUCACGGUGGCGUCCGCGGCGUCUGGCGCGCGAUCCGGCGGCGGCGGCGGCGGGGGCAUACGGGAGUUGCGGGGCGGCGGCGCGGGGAGGAGGGUGGGGGGAAGGACGGAGGUGAGGGACGUGGAGGGGGACAGGGAGGUGCAGGAGCUGGGGCGCUUCUCCGUCGAGGAGCACAACCGCCGGCGCCGCAGCCGGGACUGCGGCGACGUCCGGCUGGAGUUCGGCAGGGUGGUCGCCGCGCAGCGCCAGGUGGUGUCCGGGCUCAAGUACUACCUCCGCGUCGCCGCCGCCGAGGAGGGCGCCGCGGGUCAGAACGGCGGCGAGCCCCGCGUGUUCGACGCCGUCGUGGUGGUCAAGCCCUGGCUCGAGUCGCGCACGCUGCUCACGUUCGCCCCGGCCGCGGACUCGCCGAACGAGUCGUAGCACGCAGGCAGAGAGAGGCAAGGUCACACAGGACACAGCUGAGCUGGUGUAAGAAUAAAAAAUGUACCAAGUUUCAGGUGCAGUUGUGCACCGAACGGGGUACUCGUAUUCAGUAGAGAGUGAACAAAGUAAGUGUACGUGUGCGUGUUGCGGCAAUAGAUGUUCGAAGGCUUUUUGUGUAGAGAGACGGGAGAGAGUGGCAAUAAAGUACUAUACUUGUUCUACA